AUGAUUGGGAGAAAUAAGAAGGCGGUGUUUUCUUUCCUUAAAGAUAGAAUUUGGAAAAGAAUCAACUCCUGGAGUGGUCGUUCCUUAUCUAGAGCAGGGAAGGAAGUUAUGAUCAAAUCAGUUCUGCAGUCGAUCCCGGCCUAUAUUAUGAGUCUCUACUUGAUCCCGGAUGGUGUGGUGCAAGAUAUUGAAAAAAUGCUGAAUUCUUUUUGGUGGGGAGGAGGUCGCCACAACAAAGGUAUUAGGUGGAUGUCAUGGGAGAGGAUGACUAUCUUGAAAAGUGAAAGAGGUAUGGGAUUCAGAGACUUUAGAGCGUUUAAUUUGGCCAUGAUUGCAAAGCAAAGGUGGAACUUUUUGUCAAAACCAAAUUCUCUUGUGGCUAAAAUAUUCAAAGCAAGGUACUUUCCUCGUUCCUCUUUUCUUGAUUCCAAGAUUGGUAAUAAUCCAAGCUUUCUAUGGAGGAGUUUGUGGAAGGCGAAGGAUGUGUUAAAAUUGGGGAGUAGGGGGAGUAUUGGAGAUGGUAGUUGUAUUAAAGUUAUGCAUGAUGCGUGGCUCCGCGAGAAGGAUAGUUGGUGGCUUAAUGGUCCUCAAAAGCAAGAAGCUUAUGAUCUUUCUGUCAAAAAUCUUAUGCGACCCGAUGUAAAACAAUGGGAUGUGGUUAAAGUGAAUCAAGUUUUUGGGAGGGAGGAGGCCGAAACUAUUCUUAGUAUUCCUUUAGUGGAGGAUGUUGUGGAGGAUAGGUUGAUUUGGCAAGAGGAACAAAGUGGUGUUUAUAGUGUGUGA
Molecule: messenger RNA, 783 nt
Organism: Vicia villosa (hairy vetch)
Lineage: Eukaryota; Viridiplantae; Streptophyta; Magnoliopsida; Fabales; Fabaceae
Exons: 1
Coding region: 1-783 (260 amino acids)
Source: RefSeq, a predicted model, not a curated record